Molecule: messenger RNA, 6284 nt
Organism: Drosophila ficusphila
Lineage: Eukaryota; Metazoa; Arthropoda; Insecta; Diptera; Drosophilidae
Exons: 6
Source: RefSeq, a predicted model, not a curated record
AUGAGGGUCAGGGGACAAUGCAGUCCAAGGGGAGCUGUGGAGUGCAACAAUAGUAGCUCAAGAAAUACCCAGAUGCCACGCUGUCCCCCGAGGAAUUCUGAUUUGGUUAGCACUCCCGAACAUUUACGACCCGGAUUCCGUGGUCGGCCACUUCAAUGCGAUCCCAGCGAUUUUGGAUUAACUGGAGAUGAGGAAUGGCGCCAUCCAAGGACGUUCAAGACAGAUCCUGCGGAUUUGCCGGAGGAGUGCCUGAUGGACGAGUCGGCACCUGACUUCGGUGAGAUGUCCGAUUUGCGAGGAGAGUGCAUUGAAGAUGAGUCCGCUACGGUUGUGAACGAUGCCUUCGAUACUCUGCAAAGGGAACGAGCCGUCCACACGGGAAAACUCUAUCAUGACAUUCUGGAUUGCUUCAGGAGACUUGGAGAAGGAAUUAGUAGGUGAAAUCAAAAUAAAUCAAUAAUUUUUAAUAGCUUAUAUCUAUGUGAUACAGGCGGGUCAGGGCGUCGUCGCAACUUUCCGCUGCCAAACCAAUCUGCCAACCUGAUGGACGAGUCCAUGCCAUCGUACCGCGAAGUAACUCGGGACGCUCUGGAGAAUGAGUCGAUGCCCGCUUUUGAAUCGUUUGGAGGUUCCUGUUUGGAGAAUGAAACAAUGCCAUCGUAUGCUAAUUUUUUACCAAGCGAGUGUACAGAGAAUGUUAGCCAACCCUCUUUCUUCGACAGGAGUAGAUCGCGUAGACGAAGUCCCAGAAGGCAGCAACAAGUAUCGAUGCCUUCGCAGAACUUGUGCGACGUAUCGGCACCUUCGUUUGCAAACUCAACCAUGAAUUCAACCACCAACGAAUGCUUGGAGGACGUAUCAAUGCCCUCGUUUGAAGGGAAUUCGCAUACUUCAAGGAGCAGAAGUCGAAGUGCCAGUAAAGUCCAAAGAUCCAGACACAAAAGGAAUUUAAGCAACUCAUCUGCUCCCGUUUUUGGCAGUACAAGGCGAGGUCAAACAACAAAUGAAUGCUUGGAGGACAUUACCAUGCCUUCGAUGAAAACAAUAUCCAUUAUGUCACCGAACAGAAGUGGCCGCAGACCGCAUAAAUCGAUGUCUACAGAAUACUUCAGUGACAGUCACAAAAGGAAACCCCCGUCAAGUGAAUGCUUAGAGGAUAUUAGUAUGCCAACUUGCGGCGGAUUAUCGGAGUCUUCUAGGGGAAGAACUUCUAGAAGACAACCAAACACCAGCGAAUGUCUGGAUGAUAUGACGAUGCCUUCCUUUGGAGGAGUUUCGGGGACCUCAAGGAGCAGAAGUCUAGAUCGGCAUCACAGAUCUAAGACAUCGACAAGGGUGAGCGAGUGCUUGGAUGACAUCACCAUGCCAUCGUUUGGUGGAAUUUCAGGUUCUUCCAGAAGGCAAACAACUCGGCCAAAUGUAUCGUCGUCUGAAAGGAGCUAUACCCGAAGAACAAGUCGCCGACAAAGGCCCAAGGCCUCGCAGAACAUUGGCGAUACAUCAGCGCCUUCAUUUGCGAACUCCACAAAGUAUGGAGAAACAAGUGAGUGCUUGCAGGACAUCUCGAUGCCGUCUUUUGAUGAAACGUCAGGAGCUUCCAGGAGUAAAAGUACCCGGCGACAGCAGAUGACAAUGCCUUCGCAGAACAUCAAUGAUAUAUCAGCUCCGGUGUUUGCAAACUCCGGUAGAGGUAAUGUGACCAAUGAAUGCCUGGAGGAUAUAACGAUGCCAUCGUUUCGAGGUGACUUGUCUGCCUCCAGAAGGGAACAAAGUUCAUGUCACCCAUCCUUAAGAGGUUAUUCGACGUCCAAACAGGAUUUGAAUGGUAUACCUAUGUCCGCAAUAGAUGAAAUAUCCUUUUUUUCCGGAGUACAAAAGACUCUGCCAAGGGAAUGCCUGAACGAUGUGAGUGCCCCAUCUUUUGGAGCAAGCACCUCGCGAGGAGCCAGUAGAAGUCACAGGACAUUACCAACUCGGAAUCUAUCCAGAAGAUCAGGUGCUUCUAGAAUUAAAAAUACCUCCCGGCAACCAAAGUCCUCAUCAACGAGGAUUCAGGAAUGCUUAGAGGACGUGACCAUGCCCUCGUAUGAAGGAGUAUCGGGCAUUUCUAGAACGAGAAGUCAAUUGCACAGGUCUAUGCCUUCAAUGACAAACGAAUGCUUGGACAACGAAACAAUGCCAUCGUUUGGGGAAAGGACACCCAGAAGACAGCAAAUCUCAAUGCAGACGCAAAAUAUCAGCGGCAUUUCAGCACCUUCGUUUGCUCCUUCAGGUCGACGAUUUGAUUCGAAUGAAUGCAUAGAGGACAUAAGCAUGCCUUCGUAUGCAGACAAUACGAGGGCCUCUAGAAAUGUUAACUCUACAUCUAUGCAAAGAUCGAGAAGGGGAUUGUUAACGAAUGAAUGUUUGGAUGAUGUGACCAUGCCAUCCUUUGCUGCAUCCAGGCGAGGUCCUUUGACAAGCGAAUGUCUUGAGGACAUUUCAAUGCCUUCGUAUCGCGGAAAUUCAUUAUCGUCUAGAGGAAAUAGGUCCAAACAAAUUAAAACAUCUAGGCAAGCAACGAUGACCAAUGAAUGCUUGGAUGAUAUGACAAUGCCAUCUUUUGGCAAUUCAAGUCAUUUCCAUAAUACUAAUGAGUGUCUUCAAGUCUCAAGAACGUCUAGAGGACAAAGUCCCAAGCAAGUGCACUUAUCUCAAGAAGCGAUCACCAAUGAAUGUUUGGAUGAUAUGACCAUGCCAUCAUUUGGUAUUUCCAAUCGUGGACAUUCGACUAAUGAAUGUCUGGAGGACAUUUCAAUGCCUUCAUACCGCGAAAAUUCAUUAUCGUCUAGAAGGAAUAGGUCCAACCAAAUUAAAUCUUCUAGGCAAGCAACGAUGACCAAUGAAUGCUUGGAUGAUAUGACCAUGCCAUCUUUUGGUGAUUCAAGUCGUUUCGUUAAUACUAAUGAAUGUCUUGAAAACUCGAGAUCGUUUAGAGGCCAAAGCCCCAAGCAAGUGCACAUACCCCAAGAAGCGAUUACCAAUGAACGUUUGGAUGAAAUGACCAUGCCUUCCUUUGGAGCGAUGACCAAUGAAUGUUUGGAUGAUAUGACCAUGCCAUCAUUUAGUAUUUCCAAUCGUGGACCUUCGACAAAUGAAUGUCUGGAGGACAUUUCAAUGCCUUCUUGUCGCGAAAAUUCGUUAUCGUCUAGAGGAAAUAGGUCCAACCAAAUUAAAUCUUCUAGGCAAGCAACGAUGACCAAUGAAUGCUUGGAUGAUAUGACUAUGCCCUCUUUUGGUGAGACCAUGCCAUCAUUUGGUUUUUCCAAUCGUGGACAUUCGAAUAAUGAAUGUCUAGAGGACAUUUCAAUGCCUUCUUAUCGCGAUAAUUCAUUAUCGUCUAGAGGAAAUAGGUCCAACCAAAUGAAAUCUUCUAGGCAAGCAACCAUGACCAAUGAAUGCUUGGAUGAUAUGACUAUGCCCUCUUUUGGUGAUUCAAGUCGUUUCGUUAAUACUAAUGAAUGUCUUGAAAACUCGAGAUCGUUUAGAGGCCAAAACCCCAAGCAAGUGCAUAUAUCCCAAGGAGCGAUGACCACCGAAUGCUUGGAUGAUAUGACCAUGCCAUCUUUUGGUGUUUCCAGUCGUCGAGCGAGUACAAAUGAAUGUCUUGAGAACAUUUCUAUGCCUUCCUAUGGCGGCAAUUCACGAUUGUCCAGAGGGGAAAGUCAUAUUUCGACGCGAAGUUCGAGGCGAGGGAUGAUGACCAAUGAAUGCUUGGAUGAUAUGACCAUGCCAUCUUUUGGUGAUUCAAGUCGUUUCGCUAAUACUAAUGAAUGUCUUGAGAAGUCGAGAACUUCUCGAAGUCAAAGCCCCAAGCAAGUAUAUAUUUCUCAAGGAGCGAUGACCAACGAAUGCUUGGAUGAUAUGACCAUGCCAUCAUUUGGUUUUUCCAAUCGUGGACAUUCGAAUAAUGAAUGUCUGGAGGACAUUUCAAUGCCUUCUUAUCGCGAUAAUUCAUUAUCGUCUAGAGGAAAUAGGUCCAACCAAAUGAAAUCUUCUAGGCAAGCAACCAUGACCAAUGAAUGCUUAGAUGAUAUGACUAUGCCAUCUUUUGGUGAUUCAAGUCGUUUCGCUAAUUCUAAUGAAUGUCUUGAGAAGUCGAGAACUUCUCGAAGUCAAAGCCCCAAGCAAGUAUAUAUUUCCCAAGGAGCGAUGACCAACGAAUGCUUGGAUGAUAUGACCAUGCCAUCAUUUGGUAUUUCCAAUCGUGGACAUUCGACUAACGAAUGUCUUGAGGAUAUUUCAAUGCCUUCAUGUGGCGGAAAUACAUUGUCAUCUAGAGGAAGAAGGAGCCUUAAUCGAACCCAAUUUUCUAGGCAAGGAGUUAUGACUAAUGAAUGCUUGGAUGAUAUGACCAUGCCAUCGUUUGGGUCUUCAAGACGCGAAGCUACCGCGAAUGAGUGUCUCGAGGAUAUUUCAAUGCCUUCCUAUGGCGGCAUUUCGCGAGUGUCGAGAGGAGGAAGUCGUAUUUCAAACCGAAGCUCAAGACGAGUGUCGAUGACAAAUGAGUGCUUGGACGAUAUGACAAUGCCAUCUUUCGGAAAUUCAAGUCGUUUCGGUAACACCAAUGAAUGUCUUGAGAAAUCGAGAUCUUAUAGAGGUCAAAGCCCUAAGCAGGUGCAUAUAUCCCAAAGAGUAAUGACCAACGAAUGCUUGGACGAUAUGACAAUGCCAUCUUUCGGAAAUUCUAGUCGUUUCGCUAAUACUAAUAAAUGUCUUGAGAACUCGAGAUCUUCUAGAGGUCAAAGUCCAACGAUGACCAACGAAUGCUUGGAUGAUAUGACCAUGCCAUCUUUUGGUGAUUCAAGUCGUUUCGCUAAUACUAAUGAAUGUCUCGAAAACUCGAGAUCGUUUAGAGACCAGAGCCCCAAGCAAGUUCACCUAGCUCAUGGAGCGAUGACCGACGAAUGCCUGGAUGAUAUGACCAUGCCUUCAAUUAAUAACUCUAGUCGCGGAUUUGGUACUAACGAACGUCUUGACGACAUCUCAAUGCCCUCAUUUCAACGAAAUACAGCUUCUUUCAGGGAAAGGAGCCCCGUGCUAAGGCAAAGGUCUAGACAAGAACCGAGUACCAACGAAUUUUUGGAUGAUAUGACCAUGCCAUCAUAUGAGAUGGUUUUUGGUUCGCCCAGUAGGGAAAAUAACAUGAAAAGUGAAUGCCUGAACGAAGUGAGUGCACCGACAUUCGCAGGAAAUUUUUCUGAAGCAACCAAUCAUAGUUUAGGAGCAUCACGAGCCAAAAGCCCCAGGCAGCCGCAAAUGUCGCUAACGAAUGAGUGCCUGGAGGACAUGACAAUGCCAACAUUUGGCGGCAUCUCGGGGUCAUCGCGACUUGGCCAAAGUGCCAUGCCCCCCGGACUAUCGCAUCGAACCCAAUUCAGCGAGUGUGUGGCUUCUGAGAAAACCAACGAAUGCCUCGAGGACGUGAGUGCUCCUAGUUUUGCCCCGAGCAGUCAUAUGGCCUCGAGUAGCAUGCCCCAGUUGACGAACGAGUGCUUGGAGGAUGUUUCAAUGCCACCGAAUGAUUCUUUAUCUAGAAACGAUACCGAGUCGAUAGCGCGACGUCCGCCCGACAUUUCCUAUCCAUCCGAGAUGUUGGCCAACGAAAGUGCUCCCUCGUACAAUUCACGUCAGUUGGAAGCGGAUAAUUGUGAGUGCGCAACUCCGCAACAGAACUCCAAAAGUCGUCCCUGGGAAAACGAUAGUAGUGCCGAUGGUUUGGAGGCCAUGACAAGGCCCACCUGCGAGGAUGUGUCGUAUCAACCGCGACGCCAUCAGCUGACCAUGCCCUGCGAAAAGUUGGAGGACAUCACCGAGCCCUCGGGAUUGCUGGAUGAAUGUGAGACGGGCGGCUUUAACUCCACGGACUUGCCGAGCUCUACAAGAUCGGAGAAAUACCAAGGAAGAGCCGCUUCACAGCAGAAACGAGAUGCCAAUCAUAACAACACCAACAAACAACUGGCCGAUGACUGUGCUCCGUCCAUACUGAAAGACCCUACAAAAGCAUCAAAAAGACCAAAGACCCUAAAAAGGGUUUAAGGAAAUAGCAGUGGUGGAAAUAUCAGAGAUACUAGGCAUAAUUAUCAGUAGUUAUUACUACGGAAAAUCUCGUUUCUUUAGCCGCAAGCCAUGAUAGAUUUAAACACCAUCAACUAGGAUAAAUAUGCAAAUUGGAUUUUUCAGCCUGGUGGGACAUUUUUAUAUUUUUGUAUGGGGGAAAGAAAUCAUUAAAAACAAAUUAGUAC